Messenger RNA from Phlebotomus argentipes, 735 nucleotides. RefSeq lists its product as uncharacterized. Bases 1 to 570 code for a protein of 189 amino acids. The record is from RefSeq and is a predicted model, not a curated record. NCBI's taxonomy places the organism in Eukaryota, Metazoa, Arthropoda, Insecta, Diptera, Psychodidae. The transcript has a single exon.
AUGAUCAGCAAAAGAUUGCUUCUGAUCGUGAUCACCUUCAGCGUUGUGAUCUCGAUUGUGAAGGCGCACUACAUUCCUGACGACGAUCACGAUCACCAUCACGAUCACGACAGUAGUGAGGAGCGCGAUGAGGCGUCGGGCGUGUCGGGAUUCUUCGAGAACAUCAAGUGCGGAAUUGUUCACGGCGCGAAGAAGAUCAAGGACGGCGUCACGAGUGGAUAUAAUUAUGUGAAGGGCAAAUUGACUCCUGGAUCGGCGACAGAAGUGCCUGUAGUGGCAGUUCCAGCCAAUGUCACCGAGAUAUUCCCGACACCGAAGACGCCAAUGGCGCCCUAUCCUUCGGAGGUCCCUCUGACCAUCCCCACGAGCACUGUUGACGAGCGCCUCGUGUGGGAAAUUGACGUGCGCGCGUUCAUCAAUGAGACAGACGAGAGAUUUCCCGACACUGUGAUCGCAUCGACAACUCCUGCCAACAUCUCGCUGGACGAUCGGUCGCUCUUCGAUGCGCCAUCCUUCUGCCCGGACGGAGAGAAGAAGGACCGCAACGGACGCUGCAGGAAGAUCAGCUAAUUCCAAUCCUCCUAAAGUCCUUUGUGAUGCUAAUAUUCUGUCAAUGCAUAAUUCUCAAAAAUUGUUUUCUACAUUACAACAAUAAUAAAUCGUGAGUUUGAAGCUUUAGUGUUACGAAACGAGUUUUCUUUUACGUGAAAAGUGGGGACUUUGCAACACGAAUCA